AUGCUUUACCACGUGGUCACCUUACUGCAUUGUCUCCCUCUGGUCAUGGGACAGUAUGAUAUCUGCAAAUCCUGGGUCACCACGGACAAUGGACCCAUGUGGGAGUUUUACGCUUGCCAGCCCAAAGCUGUGGCUAUGAAAGACUUUGCGACGGUCCGGGUGGAGCCCUCCGGCAUCACCUGUGGGGAUCCGCCCGAGCGGUUUUGCACGCAUGAAAACCCAUACUUGUGUAGCGACGAGUGCGAUGCUUCCAAUCCGGACCUGGCCCACCCUCCCAAGCUGAUGUUCGACAAAGAAGACGAAGGCCUGGCCACCUACUGGCAGAGCGUAACCUGGAGCCGUUACCCGAAGCCUCUGUUGGCCAACAUCACGUUGUCUUGGAACAAGAGCGUUGAGUUAACCAACGAUGUCGUCUUGACUUUUGAGUACGGCCGUCCCACCAAAAUGAUCUUGGAGAAGUCCGUGGACAACGGGAGGACUUGGCACCCCUACCAGUACUAUGCGGAUGAGUGCAACGAGGCGUUCGGCAUGCCGGCACGGAAGGUGAGGGAGCUGUCCACCACCAGCGUCAACAGGGUCAUCUGCACGGAGGAAUACUCUCGUUGGGUGGGGUCCAAGAAAGAAAAGGAGGCGAGAUUCGAGGUGAAGGACCGCUUUGCCAUUUUUGCCGGGCCUGAACUUCGAAACAUGGACAAUCUUUACACCAGGCUGGAGAGCGCCAAGGGCCUUAAGGAUUUCUUCACCGUGACGGACUUGAGGAUACGGCUCUUGAAACCGGCGCUGGGAGGCACCUACGUCCAGAGGGAGAACUUGUACAAAUACUUCUACGCGAUCUCCAAUAUUGAAGUCACAGGCAGGUGUAAAUGUAAUCUCCAUGCCAACCAGUGCAUUUUCAAGGAAGGAAGUCUCCAGUGUGAAUGUGAACAUAACACAACGGGACAGGACUGUGGCAGAUGCAAGAAGAAUUUUCGGAGCAAAUCCUGGAGAGCUGGAUCCUACCUUCCCCGUCCCAACGGUUCUCCUAACGUGUGUGCAGCUCCAAAUUUUGGCAUUUUGCCCGAGACUUCCAGAGUCAUUGAGAUCAAACCUGAAUCUGAUGUCCGGGUCCCUCUUGAAACGUUUCAAGACUGUGAAUGUUACGGGCAUUCCAACCGGUGCAGCUUCAUCGAUUUCCUGAAUUUAGUGACCUGCAUUAGUUGUAAGCAUAACACGCGGGGACAGCACUGCCAGUAUUGUCGGCUUGGCUACUUCCGAAAUAGCUCCGCGGAGCUGGACGAUGAGAAUGUUUGUGUAGAUUGCAACUGCAACCGAAUUGGCUCACUGGCUAACCGUUGUAAUGAGACCGGCUAUUGCGAAUGCAAAGGUGGUGGCGUGACGGGGCCGAAAUGUGACGAUUGUCUGCCCGGCUACUAUUGGAGGCAAGGUUGCUUACCCAACAUCUGCGAUGACGAGCUCCUGAUUUGCCAAAACGGAGGCACAUGUUACGAGAACCAGCGCUGUCUCUGCCCGCCAGGAACCAAGGGCGUCCUGUGUGAACAAACUAAAUGUGAAAGGGAAGAUACGGAGUGCGACUCCGUCUCCGGGACGUAUCUCAGCCUUUCGGCCUUUGUGGCCAGCGCGGUUGGCCUACACAUGCAGCAACUGUUGGACCUCUGA
This is a messenger RNA of Protobothrops mucrosquamatus (brown spotted pit viper), 1656 nucleotides long. RefSeq names its product netrin G2 (gene NTNG2). The record is from RefSeq and is a predicted model, not a curated record. NCBI's taxonomy places the organism in Eukaryota, Metazoa, Chordata, Lepidosauria, Squamata, Viperidae. The transcript is spliced from 8 exons. The coding region runs from base 1 to 1656 and encodes 551 amino acids.